AUGUUCGGCAGGUCCCACGGAUCUCGCAACAGCAACAUCGGGCAGGGUUUUGGAAACGACCGGGAGCACAAGUCGCCCAGUCUCCACCGGUCACUGCUUGCCGGUUUAGGGUUCGGCGGUUCGGGCUCGUCGACGGCGCGGUCUGGUAGUGGCCUUCUGCGGAGGACCGAUUCCGGCCGGCCAUCGAACGACUACGCGAGCAGCCUGGCCUCGGCGCGCACGUACGCUGCCACGCCUUCGCCAUCGCACUUGGAGAGGAGUCACUCCAUCUCCUCAGGAACACUCGGCGGAGCACCAUCCUCCCAUCGAGCUACGACCCCUUCCCUCUUCUCCUCUGACACCACACUACGAGACAACUACUCGCGAGCCGUCUCGGCCACGCCUACGCCGUCUCUCACCAGGAUGAAUUCCGAACGGAGCCGGCCGCGCCGCGAGCGCACGUUUGUGGGCAGCGAGUGCGCCGUCUGCGAGGAGCCGCUGGAGCACACGCUCCGCGGCGAGAAGAUCCUGCAGUUCUCGUGUGCGCACGUCUCGCAUGAGGCCUGCUUCUACGAGUACAUCCGCGAGUUCGACUCGCAGUAUUGCCCGACAUGCAAUGCGCCACUACAUUUAGACACGAGCCGUGGAGGAAAUGUGCUCGAUAUCGAAAAAAUAAGCAACAUGGUUCGCGCGAAUGACUCGCGCUCCCAAGCAACCCCUACACCCACACCAUCCCAUUGGGACGACCCACAAGGGCGACCACACAGUCGGGGAUCUGGUGCCCGGGGUGGUUCCGCUGGACACGGCGGUCCGCGAGAGGCCGCCAACCAUAACAACAUCAACAAUAGCAUCAAUAAUAGUCACCACAACAGCAACCACAGCCACACCAAGGGUAGCCUUCGUGGGAGCCGAGACAGCCGCGAGGCGCCAUCGUCCGAGCACCAAUACCAAGGACAACGGCAUGCCCGCACGGACAGCGAGGCCACGGGCGUGGCGUCCUCGGGCGGGUACCCCGAGACGACACAGAGCGGGCCACCACGACGACACGACUACGAUGUACAGGCGAUGGAGACGUCGCUGUCCAGCCCCCGAUCGGUGACACGGAAUCCGAUCCCGGCUCCGACGGUCACAGUGCGGUCCGAAUUCCCGACUAUCAACCGGUCUCGACAGCAGCAGACACUAACGUGCCUCGUGACGAUCGAAGUACCCGACAACAAAUGGCGGCCGGACCCGGAGGAUCUGCAGAACGCGCCGCCGCUCACGCCGGCCACAUCGCGCGGGCCGGGCGAGGAGAUGAUGCGGUCACCGUCGCCUGCGCGGAGUGCGCCACGGUUCUACCCGUACGAGUCGCCUGAAGUGCUGAUCGAGAUGACGGAAAACCUGCGCAGCCGGGUGGACAACUGGCACGGGCUGGACUUUAGCCGAUUUGGGAAGCUCCGGCUCUACGGCACGCUACGGGUCGGCAAGGACAAGAUAUCGUGGCAGGAGCUGGAGUGCUUCCUAUUUGCCGAGAUGCUCAUUUGCGUCAAGGAGAAGAAGCAGGCGCCACAGCUAACGCAGCCCACGUGGGGCGAGGAGGCUGCACCGCGUAAACUACCGCGGUGCACGCUCAAGGGCUCGAUUCUCAUCAAGAAGCACCUGCACGAGGUGCUGGAGACGGGCAACAUCGACGAGAACGUGCUGACGCUCAGCUUGUCGGUGGCCGAGCUACCGCAGUUCCAUCUGCGGUUUGAGAACCGCAACCAACUCAAGCUAUGGCAACAGGCGCUGUUAGACCUCAACGCGGUCGAGACGUCGCCGGUGCGCAGCCCAGACUACGACCGCGGGGAUUAUUCGGAGGCGGAGGAAGACGAGUGGAACCGGGCAUCAGGGGCGGGAUCGGGGUCCGGCUCGGGCUCGGGCGUGUCUGGCGCCUCAGGGCGGCCGCAGCGUGUGUCGUCGCUGGCGUCAUCGUCGUGGGGCGGUCCCAAGUCGGCCACGACGGCGCCCACAGAGUACACACCCACGCACUCACACUCGCACUCGCACACACACUCCAACACGGCACGCAGCCAAACGGGGCCUCAGGCGUCGAUCCACGUGCCGGUUGAUGUGGUCGUGGUGGUGCCGAUCUCGGCGUCGAUGCAGGGUGUCAAGAUCAACCUGGUGCGCGACGCGUUACGGUUCAUGGUGCAGGCACUUGGGGAACGCGACCGCAUGGGUCUGGUGACGUUCGGCUCAUCGGGCGGCGGUGUGCCGAUCGUGGGCAUGACGACCAAGGCAUGGGCAGGCUGGAGCAACGUGCUCAACGCGAUCAAGCCGGUAGGCCAGAAGAGCCACCGGGCGGACGUGGUCGAGGGCGCCAACGUGGCCAUGGACCUGCUGAUGGGGCGCAAGUACAACAACCCAAUUGCGACCAUCAUGCUGAUCAGCGACGCGUCAACGUCGGACGCCGACAGUGUCGACUUCGUGGUGUCGCGCGCCGAAGCGGCCAAGAUCACGAUCCACUCGUUCGGCCUGGGCAUGACGCACAAACCCGACACCAUGAUCGAGCUGUCGACGCGCACCAAGGCGUCGUACACGUACGUUAAGGACUGGAUGAACUUGCGCGAGUGCCUCGCUGGGUGUCUGGGGGCGAGCCAGACGCUGUCGCACCAGAAUGUCAAGCUGAAGCUACGUCUGCCCGAGGGCUCGCCGGCCAAGUUCCACAAGAUCAGCGGCGCGCUGCAGAUCACGAAGCGCGCCACGGGCCGCGAGGCUGAGGCCUCCCUAGGCGACCUGCGCUUUGGUGACAAGCGUGACGUCCUGGUGCAGCUGGUCGUGCUGCCCGAUACGUCGUCGCAGGAGCAGUUGCCCCAAGACCCGUGGGACAACAUUGUGUCCGGCCUCGAGGCCCUCGGCGGCGGUGCCAUCGACCAGGACGAGCAACGCGCCGUAUCAGUCGAGGAGGUGCCGCUGAUUCAGGCCGAGAUUAGCUGGGGCGACGUCCUGCGCGGCGAUGGCUCCGUGCAGCACACCCGCCCCAGCCUGCUGGCCAUCACCAUGCUGCCUGCUGUGAACCCGCGCAAGACUUGGGGCAACAGCAAUGCCCCGCCGAUCCCCCCGCAUCCGCAUAUUGUGCAGCGCCGCAUGGAACUGCUCACUUCCGACAUGCUCACCCGUGCUCUGACCUUGGUAAGCCGCGGCCAACACGACCGCGCACAUACCCUGCUGGCCGAGACCCGCUCUAUCCUCAAGGGCCUUGGAAAGGGGGGUCUGCCUCCCGUUCCGCCCACUCCGACGACGGCUACAAGCGCGAACACCCUCAAGUCGCAGCCGUCUACGCCUCACCCAGGCUCGGACCGGGACGGUACCUCUCCGAACCGUCUGGGCACUCCGGACCGUAAGAACACGCCCUCGCCUACCUCGGCCCAUCUCGCUGCCUCUGCCGCUCUCGGCGGUAACAACAGCCAUAACAACCCCAUCCCGAACCCCCUGCUCCCGCGCAGCCGGUCCAACGACGGCCUCACCAUCGGCACCACCACCUCAGCCGGCAUUGACGCUACCACCGUGGCCGCCCUCGACGCCGAGCUCGAGUCCAGCCUCGAAUGGAUCAGCCACCCAGCGGUGUUUGGCCGCGACAGCCGCAAGGCCGUGCUGCAGGCCAUUGGCGUGAUCAGCUCGCAGCGUGCGUUUACCUUCCGCACGCCUGUUGAGGCUUUGUGGGCCGGGCGCGUUGGUGGUGUUCGCAGGCUGACGGAGAAGAGCCGGGAGUGGAGGGAAGAGGGGGGCGGCGAGGGAGGGAUUAUGGAGGAAGCUUGA
Messenger RNA from Dichotomopilus funicola, 3759 nucleotides. RefSeq lists its product as uncharacterized. The record is from RefSeq and is a predicted model, not a curated record. Bases 1 to 3759 code for a protein of 1252 amino acids. The transcript is spliced from 3 exons. NCBI's taxonomy places the organism in Eukaryota, Fungi, Ascomycota, Sordariomycetes, Sordariales, Chaetomiaceae.